Molecule: messenger RNA, 5776 nt
Organism: Grus americana (Whooping crane)
Lineage: Eukaryota; Metazoa; Chordata; Aves; Gruiformes; Gruidae
Gene: TFAP2B
Product: transcription factor AP-2 beta
Exons: 8
Coding region: 343-1671 (442 amino acids)
Biological process (GO): regulation of transcription by RNA polymerase II; regulation of cell population proliferation; anatomical structure development
Cellular component (GO): nucleus
Molecular function (GO): RNA polymerase II transcription regulatory region sequence-specific DNA binding; DNA-binding transcription factor activity, RNA polymerase II-specific
Source: RefSeq, a predicted model, not a curated record
AGUCUGAGCCUAGCCUUGGGUUGAAGAGGAUUGUAUUUGGGAGCUCAAAGGGGGAAAAAAAAAAAAAAAGAGGAAAAAAAAAAGGAAAAAAAAAACCCAGAGAGGGAGGGGUAAAUCGUAUAUGUAGAUAGAGGUUUCCAGGCUCGGUUUUGGGGGCAUUGGUCUUUUUUUUUUUUUUUUGGUCUUUUUUUUUUUUUGAUGGAUAGACUUCGAAAUAUCUCAAGCUGUUCUCCUGUGUCCAACACGUCCCUUUGCAGAUCUCCUUGAUAUUUUUCCCUCCAAUUAUUAGUAUUAUCACCAUUAUUUUAUUUUUAGCUAUUACAAGACUUUUUUUAUUUCCAGAUGUUAGUCCACACCUAUUCCGCCAUGGACCGGCAUGAUGGAGUGCCCAGCCACAGUUCCAGGCUGUCCCAGCUGGGAUCCGUCUCCCAGGGACCCUACUCCAGCGCUCCUCCGCUCUCUCAUACCCCAUCCUCGGAUUUCCAGCCGCCUUAUUUCCCACCCCCCUACCAGCCUCUUCCUUACCACCAAAGCCAGGACCCUUACUCCCAUGUCAAUGACCCCUACUCCCUAAACCCCUUGCAUCAACCCCAGCAGCACCCCUGGGGACAGAGGCAGAGGCAAGAGGUGGGAUCAGAAACCGGGUCACUGCUGCCACAGCCUCGGGCAGCCCUGCCCCAGCUCUCGGGACUGGACCCCAGGCGGGACUACCACUCAGUAAGGAGGCCAGAUGUCCUUCUGCACUCAGCUCACCAUGGCCUUGACUCCGGCAUGGGGGACAGCCUUUCUCUGCACGGCAUCGGACACCCAGGGAUGGAGGAGGUCCAGUCAGUUGAAGAUGCCAAUAACAGCGGUAUGAACUUAUUGGACCAGUCUGUCAUUAAAAAAGUUCCGGUUCCUCCAAAAUCUGUUACUUCUUUGAUGAUGAAUAAAGAUGGCUUCCUGGGUGGAAUUUCAGUCAAUACCGGAGAGGUGUUUUGCUCUGUACCUGGCCGCUUGUCUUUGCUUAGUUCAACUUCAAAGUAUAAAGUAACUGUGGGAGAAGUUCAAAGACGCCUUUCUCCUCCAGAGUGUCUGAAUGCAUCCCUCCUAGGAGGAGUACUUAGAAGAGCCAAAUCGAAAAACGGGGGGAGAUCUUUGCGAGAAAGGCUAGAAAAAAUCGGUUUGAAUUUACCAGCCGGCAGGCGUAAGGCCGCAAAUGUCACUUUACUCACCUCCCUGGUGGAAGGUGAGGCCGUUCAUUUAGCUCGGGAUUUUGGGUACAUCUGCGAAACGGAGUUCCCAGCCAAAGCUGUUUCUGAGUACCUGAACAGACAGCACACGGACCCCAGCGACCUCCACUCCAGGAAAAACAUGCUGCUUGCUACAAAGCAACUUUGUAAAGAAUUUACAGAUCUCUUGGCCCAGGACAGGACACCCAUUGGAAACAGCCGGCCCACCCCUAUUUUGGAACCGGGCAUUCAGAGCUGCUUGACUCACUUCAGCCUCAUCACUCACGGCUUUGGGGCCCCCGCUAUCUGCGCUGCCCUCACGGCCCUUCAAAACUACCUGACUGAAGCUCUCAAAGGCAUGGACAAGAUGUUCUUGAACAACAACACUGCUAACAGGCACACAUCUGGCGAAGGACCAGCUUUGCCCGCUUGGCUUAUGAGCUUCUUCAAAGAGGACUAGAGAUCCCUACACAAUAUAUCAGGUACAGAGAAAAAAAAUCCACAAUUCUGAUAUUCUGAUACUUUUUUCUUUUUUUUUUUUUUUUGCUUUUUCAAAUCAAAGCCAGUUGUUUCCGAAUUCUGUAGGUGCACUUCUUUAAAGAAGCUCAAAGGGAAUAAUUUGAAUGAGAGAAAAAAAUAGAAGUUGAAAUCGAGGUGUAAUAUCGCAAAGAAAAUAAGAGCUGUGUUGAAUGUUACCACACUUGCUUGGCACUAGGCUUUUGUACCCAGGGAGGAAAGGGUUGCCAUGUGAGCUGGCUCCUCGUGAUGGGAGUGGGGAGGGCUUGCCAGGGAAUAUCCUGAUUUCUAAGCUCAGUCUGAGGAAAUCUGUUUCUCUUAGAAAGCUUUUUUUUUUUUUUUUUUAAAAAAAAGUCUUGUGACUCUUGCUUUAGAACAAGUCGGUGUGGUAGGGGGAAAAAAACUUCUUAACUCCAAUGUUUUUCUCGGUGGUUUGGUGUGUGACAGGAUGUCUUUUGCAUAUGAUUUGGGGGGGGUGUGGAGGGGAAGUCUGAUUUCUUUCCUUUUUUUUUUUUUAUUUUCCCCACAUACAUUUCUUUGUCUUCUGUGGUAAAAAUAAUGCUGAAGUGUAAGGAUAUGAAUUUCUGUUUGGAUUCUGCCGUAUUGGGUAAUUGCAUGGGUUUCUCAGUGGGGUAGGUUUCGUGCACUAACACAUCUUUUUGCUUAUGUCAGAACAGUUACUGGGUGUGGGUAAAUAUCCUGGAGUGACUGGCAAAAACUCCAGUGGGGUCAGUCUCCAUCCCCCCCAGGAUCCCUGUUAAAGCAGCAGCACUCAAUCCCCCCCCAAGCAGGCACACCUGAACGCAGAACGAGGAGGGAGAGAGAGACAAAAGAGAAGCCUUAGCCUUGGUUUAGUUUCUAGAUACCUUCCAAAGCGGAUGGUGGGGGAGAACUAAUUCAGCGAUACUCUCCACAUCCCCCAACAAAAUUUUUCUUAAAAGAAAAAAGCAAAUGAGCCUCUUGUCACCCUUAGUGUCCUUAGCUAUCUGGGAAAUUGUUACAGCUGAGGGCCUGCUCUGCUUUUCAAAUCUUUGUGCAGCAAGCAAAGGUCUCGGCUCUUGUCCCCUACCUGUGAGUUGGACAGGUGUGUGGCAAUAGAAACCCAGGAAUCAUCCAGCCCCAAGGAGCACUGACCCCUCUGGAGCUGCUCCUCGGUCGUGUACCUCUGGUUCUUCUGGGACAGAGAACCGUGGGGAAUCUCACGUGAGAAAAAGGGGAAACUGAGAAAGACAGCCUUCUCCAUGGGCUGCUGGGGCGAGUUGGAGGUAGUCUUUGACCUCAGCAGGUCCCUGGCAGCAGGUUUGGCAAUUGGCACGCCCCUGCAGAUGUCACCAGAGGAGGUGUGCAUCCCUAGGUGAUGUAGAUCUCAUGGAUCCCCCAUUAGUAGGUUGGGGACCCUCGGAUUGAAGAGCAGCCCCCAGACAGCCGCUGGUCCUCCAAAGCCCACCCCUUGCCAACGACCCCCACUUUCAGCAGGCUCUGGGGAAGGACAAUCCAAGCUCCAGUGCAGGGCAUGUCCCAGCAGUGAUAUGCGGGAAAGGGAAGAAGUACGUGUGUGUGUAUCUGGGGAGGAAUGAAUGGCACCACCUGAAAGCACAUCUCCCUUCUUUGCCUGAUGAUAAUAUUCUGUUUAUUGAAGCAGAGCACAAAGCGUUGAACAUUGCUUUGCCUGCCCUCUGCAAAAAGCCUUUGUGAGGAGCCCAUGGGCCAGCCCUCCAGCAUCACCCAGCCCAGUGGGGUUCCUGGGUGUGAGGAGACCCCAAAUUAGCUCUCAGUCUUCCACCUCCCCAGCUGCACACGUAGGGAUGUGGGGACCUGCUCCCUGCCACCCCAGAGCUUCCAGCUGAAGGCUUUGGUGGAGGUGGGUGUUGGGGAUGGUCCUUCCUUGUCUUUGGGGGGGAUCUUGAGGAUGCUCCUUUUAACUGUGGAAGACAGUAUCCCACCAUCACUGUGAGUUAAUGAGGAGAGGGAACCACUUGCAACUUCUUGGAGAAAGACCUGCACACACAGGUGCACAUGCACACGCAUGUGUGAGGGCCUGAUCCUGCUGCUGCUGAAAUCUCCCCUAGGCACAGGUUUGGUGACCUGGACUGGGACCUAAACCUUGAGAAGGUUGAGGGAAGGAUUUCAGUUGACUCCUGGCAACUUUGGAUCUGCCCCUCGUGCCUUCUACCUGGAAGAGACAGACUGCAAGUGCCAGGUUGUGCUUUGCUCAGGUGAAAUAAAGCCAAAUGUAAAAUUCCCAUUGAUUUCAGUGGGAUGCCCCUCAAUUGCUCCCCAAAGUACGGAGGCAAAAUCCACGAGGUUUCUGAUUUAAAUGCAAACAGGGAGAAAAAGUGGCAUAGGAGUAUAUCCAUCUCUGUUCUUCCCCCUAGCCUAGUGCUGGUACCAGAGGGAACAAUCCAUUGCUCCGUGGCUCCUAUCGGUGCUGAGGACUGAGGUUCCCCCAAAAAUUAAACUCAGCCUCCCGCUGGAAAACAUUUUCCUGCUCCCCUGCACUUUCCCAGCCCGACUACUUGUGUUGGCGGGGCACCUCAGACGUUUAUCUGAUAAUUGAGUUAUUAAAAGAUUUGGUUUCCUCGGGAUCAUAAAUCAAUAAACAGGAGGAUUAACACGGCAGCUUUGCUUUUUAACUCAAGGGAAAAGUUUGAGGAGAGACCGUGAAAAGUUUGUUUUCAAACCAAACAGGUGGGUUGCUGUAAAUUUUAUUUCAUUCUUAAUCCCACUUUUUUUUUUUUAAUAACAAUUCUCUAUUCUCCAUUGAAAGAUCUUGUUAGAUCUUUGUUUUCCUACGCUCCCUGACUUUUUUUUUUUCUUUGUUCUUUUUUUCCCCGUGUUGUUAUUCACACAAGGUGUGAAGGAAACAAGAAGCCAAUUUUCUGGGAAUCCUUUUACAACCCGAUGAUUUCUUUAAAAUCGGGUCAUGUCUUGUCCCACCUAAUAGAAAUUCUCUGUGAGAAGCUGUUUCAAGUCCCUUUGCAUCCCAGACCAAUCUCCCCCAAAAUCCCCAAAUUUGCAUUUGGGGCUGGGAGGCAGGGGGUGUGUGGGGGGGUGUGAGGAUGGUUUUAAGACCUUUAGCUGUGCCCAAAGGGCUUAUUCCCUUCCCCUGCUCAUCUCUUUCUGACCGGUUUAUCACGCAGACCUGUUUUAAUACGUUUCUCGGAGAAUUUGGUGCUCGUUUCAGCUGCCGUAAGCAUUGCCAGAUCGAUCCGGCCAAACUCCCCCUCCCCUCCGGCUUCCCUGGGUGAGAGAGACCGUAGGCUUUUUACAAAUAGUAUAUUUUCUUAUACAAAGGGAAAAAGUAAAAGAAAAUAUCCCCAAAACACACUGGCAAACGCCUGAACAUUUCGAGAGAGACGAAACAUUGUGUGCCAGCGAGAAAUAAAGGAAAAAAAAAAAACCAACAAACCCCAAACAAAUGCAAAGCUCUGAAAAAAAAAAACGAAUGAGAAACUGGAAAGAUGAAAGAAAAAGAAAAUAAAAAUUCUCCUUUUAUGCCCCAGACGAUCCCUUUCACCUCCUCUUCUUGAAAAAUCUGACCAUGCAUUGAGAAAUAUCAGUUUAUCGACUCUUCCUGAGAAGACAUGCGGAGAGGCAUUCAGUAUUGAGUUUGUAUAUAUUUAUUUAUGCUUAAUUUAACGGGAAUGUGUAAAUAUGGCGAGCAAGUAGUUUUUGGGUUAUUUAUCUGUGAAUCUAUACCUCUGUGAACGGGUGGGGGAAUUUAAAAACAAAAAGUAAAAAAAAAAACCAAACAAAAAAGAAAAAAACAAAACCAACAAAAAAAAAUCCCGCUUGACUAGAUAGUAUCCUAUCUGAAUCUUUUCUGUUCUUUAUAGACAAGCUGUUAUGGUAAUGGGUAGAAAUUGGUUUCUUGUCCAGUGAUGACCUGAUUUACAUAAAUAAUAAGAAUAAGAAUAAAAAAAAAAGAGAUUGUUGUGUUUUGUUGUAUUUUCCUCUUCAGUUUUUUUGAAUGUUGGUGCUGCUUCGAUUCUGCAGACGGAUUUACUUAUAACGCCAAGAAGUCUUUAUUUUCCCAAUCUAGGCUUUGG